Messenger RNA from Ceratina calcarata, 1978 nucleotides. Its product is annotated as protein regulator of cytokinesis 1-like. Gene Ontology annotation, molecular function: microtubule binding. The record is from RefSeq and is a predicted model, not a curated record. The transcript has a single exon. Gene Ontology annotation, cellular component: mitotic spindle midzone; spindle; cytoplasm. NCBI's taxonomy places the organism in Eukaryota, Metazoa, Arthropoda, Insecta, Hymenoptera, Apidae. Gene Ontology annotation, biological process: mitotic spindle midzone assembly; microtubule cytoskeleton organization. Bases 22 to 1956 code for a protein of 644 amino acids.
AUCACGUUAAACCGUUUAAUAAUGGCUUGUAAAAAUAAGCGUGAACCAGUUGUAGAGGAGAUUACUCUGAGAGUUCGAACUGCUUUAUCUCAAAUGGAGACGAUAUGGGAAGAAAUAGGUGUGAGCGAGGAAGGACGAUUAGCUUACCUAAGCCAAGUGUCCGAAUAUAUAAAUGACUUGCUUCAGGAUAUGGUGUCUGAGACAGAGUCAAAAAAAGAAACAAUUUUAAACAACGUUAAAAGUUUCUUGGAUGAGAUUGCAGUAUUGUCAAAAGAAUUGAGAACAGACGUCGCAAUCAGCGGAUAUGAACAUUUACCACUAAAAGAAAUAGAAGUAGUGCUGAGCACUGAUCUAAAAAAAUUACAAAGCUGUAAGGAACAGCGGAUGACACAGUUGAAGGAGUUUCUUAAUAAGGAAAGAGCUCUCUGUAAAGCAUUAGGGGUACAGCCGAUUAAUAUUGAGGAGAAAGUACCCUCGGAAGAAGAAUUGAACAGUUUCAAACUUUAUCUUGAGAAACAGGAGAGCGAAAAGAAUCGCUUAGAAUCUAUUUUCAAAGAAACGCGUAGGGCGAUUGUUAAAAUGAUGGACGACCUAGGAAAGACUCCAACCACCAGCUUCGAGAAUCUGGUAUGCAAAGACAGUGAAAAUUUUGUUCUUAAUUCUAAUAAUAUGACCAAAUUAAGGGAGUUCAGGGACCAACUGAAACAACAGGUGGAUUCGGCAAAGGAAUAUGUCGAAGAUAUUAAGCAGCAAUUACUAGGUUUAUGGAAAUACCUCGAUGAACCUAAACAUGUUUAUGAAUCGUUCUUGAACAGUUACGUAGGUUACAGUCUAGCAACUGUGAACGCACUGACUGCAGAACUGGAUAGGUGCAAAGAGAAAAGGAGAGAGAAUGUUGCUAAAUACGUAUCGCAAGUAAGGUCUGAGUUGGUCAAGCUAUGGGAUUUGUGUAAAUUCAGUGAAGAACAGAGGCGACGAUUCGUUCAUUUUCAUUCGCAUACGUACACGGAUGAUCUUUUGACGCUGCACGAACUCGAACUGAAACGAAUGCAAGAUUUCUAUGAAGCAAGCAAACCCAUAUUCGACUGUCUGCAAGAGCGUGAGAAUCUAUGGUCGAAAAUGAGAGAGCUACGGCAACGUGCAACAAAUCCUGAUCGCUUUUACAAUCGAGGCGGUCAGUUAUUAAUGGAGGAAAAAGAGCGUAAGAAAAUACAGAAAAAAUUACCGAAAAUUGAAGAUGAUCUAAGGGCCUUGAUAAAUGAUUAUGAAACUGUUCACGGCGAGGUAUUUACCAUAAACGGGAUGUCUGUGAACGAGCUCAUACAAGAAUCCUGGGAGAAUUUCAACGAAGAAAAGGAAACAAUUAAAAAAGCCAGGAAAGAGGCGAAAGACAAAUCGGUGAAGAAAACAACAUUGAGUGCCUCUAAAAAGCCUGCCUUAAGCUCGUCCAAGAAACCUCAAGUUUCAUUAAUCAGUCGCCGGAAUAUAUCAACGUUCAAUCCUUCCAAGAGGAAGCUGUUAUUCAGUCCAUCUCCAAAUACCUCCAAUUCAAAACGCAGGAACGUAACGGUGACCGCGUCUAGGAUCAAAAGAAGUGGCAAAUUUCUUAGGACACCGAUUGAUAAACCGAAAAGCAGUAACAAAACAGGUAAAAAGGACACUUCGCAGAAGGAGAAUUCUGUGUCAGACACGACUUACAAUCAUUUUAAAGAACAUUUAGAAGACAGGGGAGAACUGCGUAGCUCUUUGCUGCCGAGUCGACUACUGGCAACCGCAAGCACGUCCGUGAAGACGCCGGUACGAACACCUGUUAAACCUUUACGAAAGAAUUUAACGCCAAUGUUGACAACCCCAAAAUUAUCAGAGUCGAGAUUACAGAAAUCACCUCGUACACCUAGAACAGGACAAUCAUCUCGGCUUGCUCCUGUAUCCACACCAUUACCCAUCAUUUUUUAAACUAGUAUAAAAGUCGUCAUCA